CGCAUACGUGGAUUGAGAUUCAGAAACGAGAGAGAGAGAGGGGAGGAGAAGAGGCCUUCCCCUUCUAGAGAGAGAGAGAGAGACGAAGCGAAGGAUCUGAUGAUAAUCUCUGGAGUUCUGAUAGAAGGCGAGUGAGCUCACUCACUUACUUACACAUCUGAUCUGAAUUCUAAUUUGUUGCCUAUAUACAAAUGCCAUUGAUUUUGGUCGACAUUUGGCUUAAGUAGAAAGCUUUGGAGUACAUUAUAUGUGACCAGAGUAGGGUAAAUGUCAUUCCGUAGCAUAGUUCGUGAUGUAAGGGAUGGUUUUGGAAGCUUAUCAAGGCGGAGUUUUGAGUUGCGACUGACUGGCCAUCGCAGGGGGAAAUCUCAUGGUGCAGUUCAUGAGUUAUAUGACCACCAGUCCAUUGUUAUACAGAAUAGCUGCUGGGCUAGCCUCCCACCAGAACUUCUUUGCGAUGUGAUUAAGAGGUUAGAAGCAAAUGAAAGCACAUGGCCCGCUCGCAAACAUGUUGUUGCAUGUGCUGCUGUGUGCAGGUCUUGGAGGGAAAUGUGUAAGGAAAUUGUUCAGAGCCUUGAGUGUUCGGGAAAGAUUACUUUUCCAGUCUCCCUAAAGCAGCCAGGGCAUCGAGAUGGACCCGUUCAGUGCUACAUUAAGAGAGACAAAGCUAAUCUAACUUAUCACCUUUUCCUUUGCCUUAGUCCUGCUUUGCUUGUUGAAAAUGGGAAGUUUCUUCUUUCUGCAAAACGGAAUCGGCGAACUACUUACACAGAGUAUGUGAUCUCCAUGGAUGCGGAUAACAUAUCAAGAUCAAGUAGCACUUACAUAGGAAAACUGAGGUCAAACUUUCUUGGUACGAAAUUCAUAAUUUAUGACACACAGCCACCCUACAAUAGCGCUCAACCUUCCACUUCUGGGCGUACAAGCCGCCGGUUCUACUCCAAAAAAGUUUCUCCCAAAGUCCCUACGGGCACCUACGACAUUGCCCAUGUCACAUACGAUUUGAACGUGCUAGGCACAAGGGGUCCACGGAAGAUGAAUUGCAUCAUGCACUCCAUCCCUGUUUCAGCCCUCGCGCCAGGAGGCUCCGUCCCGGGUGCUCCUGAGUUGCUUCCCCGUUCCCUUGAAGACUCAUUCCGUAGCAUCUUGUUGUCAAAAGCGAUCGAUAACUCAGCAGAGUUCAGCAGCUCUCGGUUCUCCGACAUCUUGGGCCCACUUGAGGAAGGGGAAGAAUCGAAGGAUGGGCCUUUGGUCCUUCGGAAUAAAGCUCCAAGGUGGCACGAGCAGUUGCAGUGCUGGUGCCUGAACUUCCGUGGGAGGGUGACUGUUGCUUCUGUCAAGAAUUUCCAACUAGUUGCUGCUGCUGCUGCCACUGAAGUAGUUACUGGUGGUGGAGUGCCACCUCCUCAGGCCCCCCAAUCUGAUCCUGACAAGAUCAUCUUGCAGUUUGGUAAGGUUGGGAAGGAUUUGUUUACAAUGGAUUAUCGGUACCCUCUGUCUGCAUUUCAGGCUUUCGCCAUCUGUUUGAGCAGCUUCGACACUAAGCUGGCAUGUGAAUAGAAGGAACAAAUAGGGCAGGCAGUCUGGUGAUGGUUUUCUUCUUAUUCUAGAGUUGUGUAGGUUGGAAGUUUGUAUGUAUCAUAUGGUAUGCAUAUGAAUAUGGCUGGCUGGUGCUAAACAACAUCUCCACGCCUUGGAGGGAGGUUUCGUUUCUUUUUCCAUUUCUGUUUCUCUUUUUUUGUAAUAUUUCUCUUUUCUUAUUUUUUGUUUUUUGCACUGCGAUAAAAUCGUUGAAUGUAUCAGUUGUAUUUGUUUUGUGUCUUGAAUUGAAAACUUUGAAGGUGCCGGGCGAACUCAGUAUCAUUGGCCUUCAAAAUUUGUGACCUAACUAUUUGUUGCAAGGUCUUUGUGGGACUCUGGAAUGGGUAGCCUGUUGAAUUUGUUGUUGA
Molecule: messenger RNA, 1949 nt
Organism: Rhododendron vialii
Lineage: Eukaryota; Viridiplantae; Streptophyta; Magnoliopsida; Ericales; Ericaceae
Product: tubby-like F-box protein 8
Exons: 5
Coding region: 268-1560 (430 amino acids)
Molecular function (GO): protein binding
Source: RefSeq, a predicted model, not a curated record